Anguilla anguilla (European eel) is the source of this 3708-nucleotide messenger RNA. It is a transcript of the gene atad1b, whose product is annotated as ATPase family AAA domain containing 1b. The coding region runs from base 526 to 1626 and encodes 366 amino acids. Gene Ontology annotation, molecular function: ATP binding; ATP hydrolysis activity. The record is from RefSeq and is a predicted model, not a curated record. Lineage: Eukaryota; Metazoa; Chordata; Actinopteri; Anguilliformes; Anguillidae. Gene Ontology annotation, cellular component: mitochondrial outer membrane. The transcript is spliced from 10 exons.
GCUCAGUGGUGUUGCGGAGUUAGGAUUGUCCGAAACUGUUUCUUCGUGAUUAUCCAUUCACAACAGCCGUUGCGCACAUAAUUUGGUCUAUCUACAUAGCUGUGUUGACGCCUUGAUGAAAUCAUCUUUUUCUUAUCAAACCAGUCAAAGCCAAGGGCAUAGCUAGCUAGUUGAUUAAAAUCUACGCAGCACUAAAUAUAAGAUAAUCUGUACUCGUUAUUAAACAGUAGUGCAAGUGUGCAAAAUAAUUUUCAUGCUUCUGUCAUACAUUGUGUUGGUAAAAAGCUUUAUUGACGAUACAUUAUUUGAAUACGUCUCUUAAGGUUGAUUCACAGAUUAACCAUCUCGAUUGUAUAAAAAAAAAAAAAAAAACCUAGUGGAACCUUUUUGAAAAAAUAUGUUUCCAUCACGGCAGUCGAAGUAGUGAGACUCGUCGCAAUUUUUUUAUAUCACCUUUUCCACUUCCUGGAUCUUGACUCCAGCGUUUGACCAGCGUGGAGGGAGGAGGUAGAUUUCGUGAAGACCAUGGUGCUGAAAGAGAUUCCUGCCGAUAAUUUUACUCGGCCCCUAGGCCGCAACGAAGUCAUAGGCUUACUUUUCCGUCUGACAAUAUUUGGCGCUGUGACCUAUUUUACCAUAAAAUGGAUGGUAGAUGCUAUUGAUCCCACAAGGAAACAAAAAGUUGAGGCACAGAAACAGGCAGAGAAGCUCAUGAGGAAGAUUGGUGUGACGAAUGUCAAGUUGUCAGAGUAUGAGAUGAGCAUUGCUGCUCAUUUGGUGGACCCUUUAAGUAUGCAGGUCCAGUGGAGUGAUAUCGCUGGCUUGGAUGAUGUAAUUACUGAGCUGAAAGACACAGUCAUACUUCCCAUCCAGAAGCGACACUUGUUUGAGGGAUCCAGGCUGCUCCAGCCGCCAAAAGGUGUGCUGCUGUACGGGCCUCCUGGCUGUGGCAAGACACUGAUCGCCAAGGCCACUGCCAAAGAGGCGGGUUUCCGCUUCAUCAACUUGCAGCCUUCCACCCUCACGGACAAGUGGUACGGAGAGUCCCAGAAACUCGCGGCCGCAGUGUUCUCGCUGGCCAUGAAGCUGCAGCCCUCCAUCAUCUUCAUUGAUGAGAUUGACUCGUUCCUCCGGAGCCGUUGCAGCUCUGACCACGAGGCCACGGCCAUGAUGAAGGCCCAGUUCAUGAGCUUGUGGGACGGGCUGGACACUGACUUUAACUGCCAGGUCAUAAUUAUGGGAGCCACGAACCGCCCGCAGGAUCUGGAUUCUGCCAUUCUUAGGAGGAUGCCUACCAGGUUUCACAUCAACCAGCCUAAUCUAAAACAGAGGGAACAAAUCUUGAAGCUUAUAUUGGAAAAUGAAAAUGUGGAUUCCAGCGUUGACCUGUGCGACGUGGCGAAGGAAACGGACAGCUUUUCCGGAAGUGACCUCCGGGAGAUGUGCCGAGACGCCGCGCUGCUCUGCGUCAGGGACUUUGUUCACAGCAGCCGGGCUGAUAAUUGUCCGGAAGAGGAUUACAUCAGGCCAAUCCAGCAGCAGGAUCUGCAGAAGGCCAUACAGAAAAUGAGGAAGUCCAAGUCUGCAGGAGCACAUAAUGUUCUGGUGCACCCUACUUUGGACUGAGUCUGCCCCAGGGGAAGAGGUCCAGGGAGAGAGGAUUCACACAAUCCCCCCCCCCCCCCCCCCCCCGGCCCCAAUUAAGUUUAUAUGUCAUCAUUUAAAAAAAAAAUAAAAAUAAAGAACUGGUUUCAAGGUGUGGAGGGGGAGCACAGGCACGGUCUGGAUUUAAAGGAGAGAAUGUAGUCACUCCUUCGGAAAUCUUCCGGACACACCACGAUCCACAUGGUUCAGGGGUUCUGCCGUGCAAUUGUUCCCAUUGAACGCUGCUUCUCUCUUUAUUGAAAUCCUCUUUGUUCUUCCAAAAAUCUGUGAGUGCUGGAUAUCACAAAAUCUCUACAGUACAUCUGAAGGGGUACACCGGGUGCCUCUGACUGUUGAUAAAAAAUUAAUAAUUAAAAAAAUGUCCUGCUACAGUAAAGAGGAAUGAGGAACUCUUAUCCAUAUGGAAAUGGUGGAAAAGUGCUAAAUAACAGGUUUUUUUUUGGGGGGGGGGGGGUUAAGGGUUGGUGAUGGCCAGAAUGGGGACUGUUGAACACCCUGGGCCAGGUGGUAUAACUACUGGCAUUAAGUGAUGAGGUGCAUUUACGGAGUUCAAGAUGAUGGACUGAAAAUUAACUAUUGCCGUAGUGGAGGUGGAGAGGGGAAUUUGAUUCAAGAUUUGAAGGCGUCUGUGUUCUUUUGGUUUAUGACUCUUCAAGUACAUGGAACCAUUAUUUAUUGACAUAGUUUAGGUUAGCGGUUUCAUUAACUGGUCUAAUAUUACUAAUUUACGGUAAGAGGAGGAGAAGUGGGUUGCGCAUGGUGCUCUCUUGACUUGUUCCUCGUUACCUCAAGUCAUGGAAGUGGAGUUGUUACCUCAUUCCUUUGAAUGGCAGUUCAGUGGUUAGCCCAGAGGUACACUGACAAACCGCUGCUGUACAAUGCUUCUUGUGCUGAUUUUACAUUGCUUGUACAGUUUGUUCCAUUGGCGUGAUACAAUACAAGCAGAAUGUAUGGGGAGAAUCAAGUCGCCUAAUGGGUCUUUUCUGCAUAUAAUGGACUUAAAUUUCUCCUUAAGUAAAAUGAGGGUGUUGGAAAAUAUAAAUAAAUGUAUUGCAAAGACAAAAUUGCCAAUUCUAUGUUACGUUUGUUUUAAGUUUUCUGUGAACUAUAUUUGGAGGUCAUGUUUAGUGUUUUACAUUUUGGUCUUAAUUAUUGAACUGCUGUUUUAAUAAAACAUCAGUUAAAACACCCUUUCUGUUUGUGUGUUAAAUAAGGAAAACAGAAGUAGAUAUAAAUUCUAAAUGCAAGAAAACAAGUGUGAUGGAUAAUGGGGAGCUGAUCGGCUCUUUGAAUAGGAAAUGAGUGCCAAUAUUAGGCUAAUUAUUUUGCUUUUGACGUCUGCAGUCUUCCACUAGUUUAAAAAUCUCAAAAUGAAUGCUGCAUCUACACCAUAUACUGUAAAUAUGGACUGACUGUUAAAGUGUACUCAUUUGCAUGCACUAUAACAUGCAAAAACUGAGCAUAUUUACUUUUUAUGGUUUUAUGCAUAUUUUAGCAGUGGCAUAUUUGAAGAUACUGGAAAACUGCACUACCCCAGGGUGCUAUAAGCAGUCGUGUGCCCUAACACCUUGAACUUAAUUAAUGAUGUCCUUGCAACUGCAGAAUGUGGCAAAAUUGAUUUUGUAGUUCAACCAUGUGACCUAUGGGUAUGUAUUGGGAGUUUUUGAGAACAGGAUUAAAUAUACUGAAAAUAAUCUUGCAAGCUGAACUUUUGUUCAGCCAUUCCUUCACUGUAGUUUUCUCUGUAAGAAAUAAAUACUUAAAAACCUAAAUGCCCUUGUUGGGCAUCUAGGACCAACAAGUAUGGGGGUAAAAGGUUUCAAUGCAUGCUACAAUUUUGGUGUGUGAAAAAGGCUUGUAUGCUUAUUGGAACUCAGGCACAGUCUGAAUGUGGACAAAGGACACUGCAAAAAGGCAAUAAAUGUAAAGUUUUAAUUUCUACUAAAACUCUGGUUUAUAAAUUUUAAAUGGUAAGCAGCUACUGUAAAUAUUAAAAGAUAAUCAGUUAAGGCACAAAGAUUGACAUUAAUAAAUACUUUUUUU